UUUGCUGCAACGUUUUUCUCAUUCGAGUUUGACCGGAACGAACGAACAUCCAUGAAUCAGACAAGAUUAUUUUCUCGAGGAGGGACAUCAAAUCGAACAGACGAGAUCUCCGUGAUUAGAAAAGUAAAUCCUUUCCUAUCCUAAGAGCAAAGAAUAAAAGGUAAAGGUGUAAUCUUUGCUUCCCUCCGUCAAAGUCCACGCCAUUCUCACUGUCAGUUUCGGGAAAUUUCCAGACUUUCCUGCACAAUCCCUCCCAGGCUCGCAGCAGACGUCCAUUUCAAGUGGGUCUGAGUUACUUCUUGUAAAGGAUCAAUGACAGAGAUCUUUAGUGAUACCGGUUUCAGACAGUUAACUCAAAUGUUCUCUGCGAUAAUCUUCUUCCACACAUCGGAAUACAUUCUCGCCAUAGCCUAUCACGGACCAUCGAGAGUAACUUUAAGCUCACUUUUGAUCACCAAACACUAUGCAUUAGCAAUGCUAAUCUCAGUUCUCGAGUACCUAAUCGAGAUUGUUCUGUUCCCGGGGCUGAAACAACACUGGUGGAUCAGCAAUUUCGGUCUUAUGAUGAUUGUUCUCGGUGAAAGCGUCCGCAAAACCGCGAUAAUCACAGCAGGUAGAUCGUUCACGCACCUUAUAAAGAUUCGCCGGGAGGAGCACCAUAAGCUUGUGACGAAAGGAGUGUAUAGAAUCAUGAGGCAUCCAAGUUACUCGGGGUUUCUCGUUUGGUCUGUUGGAACGCAAGUGAUGCUGUGUAAUCCCAUAUCCGCGAUUGCGUUUGCGGUUGUGGUGUGGCGGUUCUUUGCAGAUAGGAUACCUUAUGAAGAGCAUUACUUGAAGCAGUUUUUUGGGAGCCAGUAUUUGGAUUAUGCCCAGAAAGUUCCUUCCGGUGUUCCCUUUGUAAACUAAAACAUUGAAUCAGUGAUGAACAAUUCAAGUUUGGAUUAUUUAUUACAUGUUUCAGAUAAAGUUCCUGUCACUGGUGAGUAUUUGUAUUUGGUUAUCCAAUUCAUGACUGAAUUAAAUUGAUUCUCAAGGUCGAAUUUGGUU
Eutrema salsugineum is the source of this 1047-nucleotide messenger RNA. RefSeq names its product protein-S-isoprenylcysteine O-methyltransferase B. Gene Ontology annotation, biological process: C-terminal protein methylation. The transcript is spliced from 2 exons. Bases 313 to 906 code for a protein of 197 amino acids. Gene Ontology annotation, cellular component: membrane; endoplasmic reticulum. The record is from RefSeq and is a predicted model, not a curated record. Gene Ontology annotation, molecular function: protein C-terminal S-isoprenylcysteine carboxyl O-methyltransferase activity. Lineage: Eukaryota; Viridiplantae; Streptophyta; Magnoliopsida; Brassicales; Brassicaceae.